AUGACAUCGAGGACACGGUGUUUUUUCGAUAUUCAAAUAGCUGGCAAUGAUGUUGGUCGCAUUGUAUUUGAACUUUACAAUGACGUAUGCCCGCGCACAUGUGAAAACUUUCGAUGUCUAUGCACAGGAGAAAAAGGUAGCGGAUUGACCUUAUACAAGAAAUUGUAUUAUAAAGGAUGUCAAUUCCAUCGUGUCGUGAAAGAUUUUAUGAUCCAAGCAGGAGAUUUUACUGAAGGCGACGGUACGGGUGGAGAAUCUAUCUAUGGUGGUACAUUUGCUGACGAAAAUUUUCAAAUAAAACAUGAUCGACCUUAUCUUCUCUCCAUGGCCAAUCGCGGUCCAGAUACGAAUGGAUCUCAAUUUUUCAUUACAACAGCUAAUGCAUCCUAUCUUGAUGGUAAACACGUGGUUUUUGGUCAAGUUGUUUCUGGUCAAUCUGUCGUUGAUGCUAUUGAAAACGUACCAGUCAAUUCCAGUAAUAGUCGUCCGUUGAAAGAUGUGGUUAUUUCUCACUGCGGUCAGCUUGUCCUCGUUUCAAAAAAUCGGAAAGAGAAGAAACGCAAAAUUUCUACAGGUGGUGAGAGCGAAAAUGGACAGGGGAGCGAGAGUGAUUCAUCGUCAUCAGAUGAUCAUAAAAAGAAAAAAAAAUCGAAACAUAAAAAGAAAGAAAAGCAUCGACGAAAGAAAGAAGCAAAACGUCUAGCGAAGCUUGCUACUGAAGCCCAAAAUCAACCUGAAGAAUCGGUUAAUGAUGAAGCCAAUGAAAAGACAAAUGAACUGUCUGGUCGAGAUAUUAUGGGUUUAAAGACUACUAUCGAUCCCGAUGAAAUACCUGAAAUACCAGCACACAAAUUUCUUCUUCGACCGACCUCAAAUGAUAAUAACGAAACUCGUACAAAUAAUUAUCGCCCGUCACAAAAAACAGAUUCAAGCGGACGACCCGUGAAAGGUCGUGGUUUUAUGAGAUACACUGGAAAGAGCCGCUCGAGAUCACGUACACCCCCACACUGGCGUCAUGCAGUUCAAGAUCGUAAACGUCUGGCUGAUACGAAUGAAUUUCGCAAACAAGAUUCGAAUAGUAAUGCAGACGACAGUCACAAACGGAAGCGUUCCGAUAACGAAGAUAGAAACAAUCGUGACCAUGAUCGUGACCGCGAUCGUGAUCGAAGAGAUGAUCGAUAUUCUCGUCGACACGAACGACGAAGAGAUGAUAAUCGUCCAACAGAAUCCACGUCACGUCACAAACGUCAACAUAGAUCUCGAAGUUCAGAUCGUCAACGGUCAGAUCAUACCAAACAGAAAGAAAAUGAUGCACCCAGUCCUGUUCAACGUAGCCCUUCACCAGUCAGAAAAAAUGACGAUCAUCAUCAAAAGAAAGAGUCACGCGGACAGCAUCGUCGACAUUCCCCAUCGCCAACAAAAUAUGAUCAACAUUCACGUCAACAAUCAUCAUCUCAUAAUGAUCACCGACAUCGCUCAAAAACACCGCCACAAGUUUCAACUACUCGAGCUCAUUCACAUUCGCGUUCGCCGGAUUCUGACAACAAAGAAUCUCGAUCACGUCAACCACCACCUGCUCGUGAUGAUAAUCAUCGUCGUCGUUCAAAAACGCCACCAUCCUCACCUAAAGCUGACCAACAACCAAUGAAAGACGACUCUCGCUCACGAACUCGUCGCUCAGAGACCCCACCACCAUCGUCGUCGCGUGUUCGUUCAGUUUCACCAGUAGUCGAGCAACAUGAAACUGAUGUUUCACGAGCACCUCCGCAGGACAAUGCAACAUCUGCUUCAGCAGCCUCGACAACUAAACGACGAAAACGUUGGGAGAAUGAAAGUGAUUUCAAUGAACGACAAUCGCUAGUACAAGCUGCACAGCAUACUAGUCUUGAAGAUGAAUUGCGCAUGAUUGCACAAUCCAGCGCUUUGGAUCUUCAAUCCAACGAUAAUCUCGCGAACGUUGCGCAACCGCCUAUCACCACCACCGUGCCUAGCAAAUCAAAAUGGGAUGAUGAAGAAGAACCAUCGUCCAAAGUCGGAGAUCAGUCAUCGUCCACUCUUCCAAAAAAACCUGACAUAUCAUCAACGACUAAUAAGCAAACGGACAAACCAUUAUCGGCGUCAUCAAGUCGUGAUCGAGACAGACGUGAACCUCAUUCAUCGCAAAACAACCGGGAUCGAGACAGACGUGAGCCUCAUUCAUCGCAAAACAACCGAGAUCGAGACAGACGUGAGCCUCACUCGUCGCAAAACAACCGGGACCGGGACAGACGUGAGCCUCAUUCACCGCAAAACAACCGUGAUCGAGAGCGAGAUCGAGACGCGUACAAUCGACAACCUAGUGGGAACCGACGAAAUUGCUCUCCCCCACCAUCAUCAUCAUCAUCUCGCGAUCGCAACAAAGGUCAUGAUCGUGAUUAUCAUCAUCGUACCGACGAGCGCGAACGAAAUGAUCGUCAUCGUCCUCGCGGUCGUUCAUCGCAUUCACGUACGCCUCCACAACAGAAAACAAAACGGCAAUCAUCGAGUUCCAGUUCAUCAUCAUCAUCAUCAUCAUCUUCGUCAUCAUCGUCGUCGUCAUCGCGGAGUUCAUCUGGCUCACCUCGUAAAAACGAUCGAAAGUCACCUGUGGAUCAAAGAAAAGCUAAAACUGUACCUAUUAAUUCUGUGUAA
Messenger RNA from Adineta ricciae, 2670 nucleotides. The record is from the annotation of a GenBank genome assembly. Lineage: Eukaryota; Metazoa; Rotifera; Eurotatoria; Adinetida; Adinetidae.